CGGGGACUGCGCUGAGGGUUCGUUGGAGUCAUCGAUUUGGGACAAGAAAGAGGGUGAUAGACUCUAGUGUUCCUUCUUCAAACAGGCUUGCCGCGCGGAUCUUUUCCAAAUGACCUUUGCCAGUGGUUUAUCCCAGUUUACUUUUAUUUGUCACUCUCCCCCUUUCCUUGUUCGCCCUGCAGUGGAACAGCAGAGGGCGGUGCCCCGCUUUUUUCCACCAAAGCGAUCCUGUCCUCCUGUCGCUUUUAUAUCAAAUGGGUCGUUUUUAGACGGUCCGUUUUUUUUUUUUCCUUUUAAUUUGAUGCUUGGCGCUAAAUAAAAAAAAAGGGCUAUUUGAGCAUUGUCAUAUGCUCUGGCAUCACGCCUUUUUCUCGGCUGGGUCCUAAUCUCGCCUCCUUUUCGGCUUGCUUUAUUUUCACAUUUCGCCUCCAGAUUGCCCUCUCGCUGACAAGGAAACUAGUUUAAAAAAGGACCAGAACCUCUUGCCCCGUCGUCUUCAAGUUCUUCAACUCUACCUUGUGACUGUUUUGUUUUUCUAGUCUGAACACGCGCGAUUAUCUUGCCAGUUAUUUUGCCCUCCAUAUCUCUUCCCCAAACGUCAUUUCCUUUUCAACGUCACUUGUCUGCAAAUAUCUCUUCCGACGGCGUUUUUCCACGAUCACGAUCAUGAAGCCGACACUCGCUACUCCCCCAGCAAUGAAUAACCUCUUUGCAUCGUCUUCGUCCUCGUUACCACACCGCCCUGAUCUUAUGCCUUCGCUGUGUCGAAUGUCCAUGUGUAAACCGUCGCGGACAGAGUCCACAAUAUCAAAUCCUUCCUCAACUGGUCUCGACAAGAUCACAACAUCCGUCCUCACAUCACCUCGCAUAACGUCUACCCUCUCCCUCUUCAUCUCGGACCUGAUACACAGCACAUGGCAUAGCACAACAAGCCCACCACCAGCCUCUUUUAGCCAUUUCACAUCCUCUAUUCUCAAAACUGCAAAUCUCCCAUUCUCUGUGGUCCUAUUUGCACUUCUUCUCAUCGAUCGACUUAAGAAACGUCGACCGGCGCUGCGGGGAAGUGAGGGUAGCGAGUGUAGAUUACUGGUGUGUGCUCUGAUGGUUGCGAUGAAAGUUUUAUUGGACAACACCUAUACGAAUCGGACAUGGGAAAAAGUAUCGAGGAUCCCAGUGAAAGAGUUGAAUAUUAUGGAGAUGGAAUUUCUCUCCCAACUCAACUUUGACAUUCAUGUCACAGAUGACGAAUACUUUCUCUGGCUGCAGCAUAUCGAGAAUGCCGUCAGAGAUUUCAGACAUCCACACUACGAACAAAUCACUGCUCCAUCUUCACCGUCUCCCUACUACACUCCGCGGUCUGCACACCAGGCUCAAUGGACGUCGGCCACGGUGGGCAGGGAAUCGGCCACGGUGGGUAGGGAACCGAGAAGCAGGUCAUCCGCGUAUACAAAGCAGCAUGCGCGGUGGUUUAAAUCGUUUUUGGUGUAAAAAGAAAUGUUUUGUUGUUUGGGUCGGUUGAUUUGGACGAUAUGUAUACCCCUUUUAUUUUCUUUGAGCAUUUAUCUUGUACAUAGCGGUGGGGAUUUUUUGAUGUCCUGGUUUUUCGGAUACUAUCCCAGUUGUAAAUCAUAAUUGUGAAUCUUUUCGUUUCACCAUUAUUUUAUUAGUUACUGCACUCAUCCGUCGUUAUGGGGUUUCCUUUAUCAAUGAACAAGAGUUUUCAUGCUUGCACCAUCGAUGCGUAAGAUGGGCAAAAGUCGUG
Messenger RNA from Spizellomyces punctatus DAOM BR117, 1762 nucleotides. RefSeq lists its product as uncharacterized. The coding region runs from base 667 to 1488 and encodes 273 amino acids. The record is from RefSeq and is a predicted model, not a curated record. Gene Ontology annotation, biological process: regulation of cyclin-dependent protein serine/threonine kinase activity. Gene Ontology annotation, molecular function: protein kinase binding; cyclin-dependent protein serine/threonine kinase regulator activity. The transcript is spliced from 2 exons. Lineage: Eukaryota; Fungi; Chytridiomycota; Chytridiomycetes; Spizellomycetales; Spizellomycetaceae. Gene Ontology annotation, cellular component: cyclin-dependent protein kinase holoenzyme complex; nucleus.